AUGCGCAUCUCAAGGAUUUCUUCGUCGCUGCUCGGUGCGCUGUUACUCGCGUUGGUGAUCGCCGAAAUUAACGGUCAAGUGCGUGAUUUUGAAGGAAACGAAAUUGAUCGGCACGGUCCGAUUGGUCCGAAUGGUCCAAAUGGACGGCCUGAAACUGCGGUCGGUCGUGGAUUCGCCGAAACGGCUCAGCAGCUUAUAGCGAGCCCUGCCGGGCAGCUGGCGGUUUCCUUCGCGAAGGAAAUGAUCAGCCGGUCCGCUGGGAAUAGUCAGGUGCUGAGCUUAAAUCUGACCAAUUUGCUGGUGCUGUUCCUACUGAAGGCACUCAUUUUUGCUGCCGGCCUGAUUGGUGCCGGAAAUUGGGGACACUACGCCCGAGGCCGAAGUGAAGAUGGAUUAUUUUUCCAACCCGGCGAAGCCGGUCUGAUGAUUGGCUACCUGGCAGCGGAAGGUUCCGGCCAAGAGGGUUGCAUGCUACAGUCGGCCUGUCGGGCGCCGCGCACCGCAAACGAAUAUUCCCGUGCUGCCCACGCACUGGUACAGGGAGCGGAGAUUUUCGAUCCGGAAAUUCCGAAAAAUGAAAAAUACAACCGACUGCUGCUGCAGAUGGACCGGGCCAUCAUGGAGGGACUGCAAGGAGCCCCGUGCGACAUGAUUUACCCCUGUCACAUUUAG
This is a messenger RNA of Sabethes cyaneus, 672 nucleotides long. RefSeq lists its product as uncharacterized. Lineage: Eukaryota; Metazoa; Arthropoda; Insecta; Diptera; Culicidae. The transcript has 3 exons. The coding region runs from base 1 to 672 and encodes 223 amino acids. The record is from RefSeq and is a predicted model, not a curated record.